Messenger RNA from Cuscuta campestris, 1158 nucleotides. The record is from the annotation of a GenBank genome assembly. Lineage: Eukaryota; Viridiplantae; Streptophyta; Magnoliopsida; Solanales; Convolvulaceae.
CGCCUUGGGAAAGAAGCAGAAGAACCAGUAGUACUCCCUAAUUAAAAAGAAUAAAUAAAAAGGAAUGUCAUCUUGGUUCUCGCUUCCCACCCCUUUUAAAUCCCCCGACGACGAUGAGAACCCCUCCGCACCGGAUCCGAGCCUGCCCGCCCUCUUCCGCGGCGUCGCUUCCUUCCUUGCACCGCCUCCGGCGGGCUCUCCCUCCGCCGGUGGCGGCGACGGCCUUUCCGCGUCAGAGAGCUCGCAAGCAAUUUCCGGAAUCAGGAGUGAUUUGGCCGAGAUUGGAGACAGCUUCAAAUCGAGCCUCUCCUUGUUGUCCUCCAGCAAGGCUGUUUCUGAGAUAUCGAAGCUUGCCUCCAAUUUCUUGAAUUUCAAGGACGAUGAAGUGAAAGAGGAGCUCGAGGAGGAGGAGGAGGAAGAAGAAGAAGAGGAGGAUAUGAUUGGAAUUACCGAUGAAGUGGUUGACUUUGUGAGAACUAUUUCCGAGCGACCCCAGCUCUGGACUGAUUUCCCUAUCAGCUUACCUGAUGACUUUCAUAUCUCUGAUAACCAAAAAGAGCAUGUUGAAACUAUUGAGCAAUUGGUGCCAAGUCUUGGAGCCUUAAAGCAAAAUCUCUCCAACCAUUUAAAAGAUGAGCAGUUUUGGAUGAUUUAUUUUAUACUAUUGCUUCCUCGGUUGGACGACAAUGAUUUGGAGAUCCUUUCAAGUCCUGAGACGUGGACACGACACCGGUCCGGUUUCGGAACUGCUGGUUCCCGGUACUGUAUGGGUGGCAGUGUGGCACCGGUGGCCGGAAGUCUCAGUUCAGUUCAAUUCUCGGGCAGUUCUCUGGCCGGUACACACACUCUUCCAGACCCCACUGCUGUGGGAUUUGGCUGAGUUUGUUGUUGUUGAUGUGAUUAAAUCCAACUCUGCCAGGGAAGGUUUCCCUGGAGGAAAGUGAUCAAAGUGCAUCAGACUCAACUCAUUGAUGGAACAUACUCUUGCAACACGAUGAUCAACAUGGUUACCCCCUUGUUUGACAUGACUUUCAAUCAAAACGUUGAAAGAAGAAACCAACCUAUGAAUAUUUUUAAGAAACACAAAUAAAGGAUUGAGAAAAGAAUGGCAACUAUGCAAAGAAGCAAUAACAUUUAAAAUAUAAUGACUCAGUUAUA